Messenger RNA from Plodia interpunctella (Indianmeal moth), 3503 nucleotides. Its product is annotated as fatty acyl-CoA reductase wat-like. Bases 344 to 1939 code for a protein of 531 amino acids. The transcript has 14 exons. NCBI's taxonomy places the organism in Eukaryota, Metazoa, Arthropoda, Insecta, Lepidoptera, Pyralidae. The record is from RefSeq and is a predicted model, not a curated record. Gene Ontology annotation, molecular function: alcohol-forming very long-chain fatty acyl-CoA reductase (NADP+) activity. Gene Ontology annotation, cellular component: peroxisome. Gene Ontology annotation, biological process: long-chain fatty-acyl-CoA metabolic process.
AAACUUAAAAGCCACGGUUAAGGACGUCAGUAACCUAAAAAUCUUGGCGAACUUUGCAUAACAUACGGCAAGUGCUAGCGGCGAUUUUUAUGUAAUAUGCUGUAAUAAAGUUAUGUAACUAUCAUUUUGGCCUCAUAUUUUGGCGGGUUACGAUAUAGUCUAUAGCCAUGGCGGCAACCGUUCGCGCGCUUUCCUUUUGACAGCUGAGUGCGUUUGGAAUUCGAAUUCUCGCGAGUGUGUGUUCCAUUUUUUCAGUGACCAUAGUGUGUGACAUUUAUUGUUUUCUAAUCGGCAAAGGAAUUUAAACACGGAAUCAUGACAAGAAAGUACAUCUGAGCACAAAAUGACAGUCAACACGCGCCCCUCAACCAACAUGGAGUCGAACAUAAUAUCUGAAAGGAAUUAUGUGCGCGACUGUACUGGCAUUGACGUCAACAUGAACGAGAAGAGAUUGACGUCUGUGCAGCAGUUUUAUAACGGAAAAAAUGUGCUCAUCACUGGUGCCACAGGUUUCCUCGGCAAAAUUUUGGUGGAGAAGCUUCUCCGGUGUUGCCCGGGAGUGGAGAAUCUGUACCUUCUAGUUCGACAGAAAAAAGGCAAAGACAUAUACACAAGAAUAGACGAAAUAUUUGAUGAUCCUGUGUUCGACCUCCUCAAAGAACAGCAUCCGAAGUUUCGUCACAAAGUGGUGGUAGUCCCGGCUGACUGCGAGGUGGCAGGCCUGGGUCUGACCCUGACUGACCGGCAGAUGUUGACUGAAAAGGUGAACAUAAUCUUCCACUCCGCAGCGACGGUCAAAUUCGACGAGCACCUCCGUGCAGCGCUGAACACCAAUGUCAGAGCUCCCCUACAUCUCCUCAGGCUGGCCAGGGAUAUGAAGGAUUUAGAUGUUCUAAUGCACAUAUCGACUGCAUACUCCAAUUCUCACCUACCACACAUAGAGGAGCGCUUCUACCCCUGCGAGGCGGACUGUGAACAGCUCCACCGAAUGAUUGACAAGCUGACUGACGGAGAGAUUGACGCCCUCUUACCGACGAUAUUAGGAGCAUGGCCGAACACAUACACGUUUACAAAAGCACUAGCCGAAAAGGAGUUACGGGAGAAUGCUGGUGAUCUUCCUGUUGGAAUCUUCAGGCCUGCUAUAGUGACGUCAACGUACAAGGAACCUAUUAACAAUUGGUUGGACAACAUGUAUGGCCCUACUGGAGUAGCUGUAGGCACUGCCACAGGCAUCCUGCGGACUCUGCAGUGCGACCCGAACGUGACGGCCGACCUGGUGCCGGUGGACCACGUGGUCAACUGUCUCGUCGUCGCCGCUCAGAAAGUCAACGCUGCAUAUCAAACAAGUAAACCACCUCAAGAACCACCAAUCUUCAAUUACGUGAGUUCGACGGAGAAUAGAAUGACAUGGGGAGAUUUUAUGCGACAGAAUAUCGCUAGACUCGAUAAAACGCCAUUUUCCAACGCCAUCUGGUACCUGUCGCUGCGGCUGACGCGCUCGGGCGCGCGGCACCGCGUGUACUCGCUCCUGCUGCACCUGCUGCCCGCCGCGCUCGCGGACGCGCUCGCGUUCUGUCUGGGGAAGAAGCCGAAAAUGCUGAAGGUGUACCGGAAAGUCCACAAGCUAUCCUCAGUGCUGUCGUAUUUCUGCACAACAGAACUCACCUUUUGCAACAGGAAUACUCGCCAGCUAUGGGAGUCCACAUCUGAUGAGGACAAGAAGAUAUUCCCGUUCAGCAUGAGGGACGUGAAUUGGGACGAGUUCUUCGAGGAGUACAUAGUCGGCAUGCGACGGCAUCUGUUCAAAGAUGGAGACGAUACAUUACCCCAAGCGAGAAUCAAGUGGAAAAGAUUGUACUAUCUACACCAGAUAGUGAAAAUCCUUUUCUGCGCGCUCGCGGUCUACGCUCUAUGGUCAAUAUUCUUGCGUCUAUGGUAGAUAUAUACAAAGAUUUUGUAAAUAAUCGGUUACCAAGUCAAUAUAGUUAGUAGGUACGAAUAACGAAGGGUCUUUUACCUAUUAAGUUUCAUUUUUAAUCGACUUUAGUGCCCCUUGGUUGGGUGAUCAAUCGACAAGACGUGAUCUAUUCCCAUUUCACAUUUUAUUCAUUUCACGGUCGCUUUAUCACUGAAUUAGGUACCGGAUCCGUCGCUGACUUAUUAGAUUCAGUGCUGACUCACCGGAUUCCUUAGGUCGGAGUAAAACUUUUUGAGUAAAACCGGUUCUGACUUACCAGAUCUGGUCUUAACUUACUAAAUACGGUAAGAUAGGACCGGUUCCGGUGAGACACCUAUGGAAUUAUGUCCUAGUUCACAUAAGAUCUUGUCCUAACUUACCGGAUACGGAUCGGUAAACUUUUACCGGAUUCCGGUAAGUUUUUAUCGGAUUCCGGUAAGUAUUUACCGGAUUCCGGUAAGUUGUUACCGAACUAACUUAGGAUCCGGUCCUGACUUACUGGAUCCCAUCUUAUAUUACUCUACCGGAUCACUUUGGGUAGCGAUCGCUAGGUACGUUUGGUGUCUUAGUGAGAAAAAGACUAAAUAAUGACACUUUUCUUAUUAUAAAUACGAAUACGUUGAACUUAUUAAGGGAAGUGAAGUAUUAUUAACAAGUGUAUAAUACCCUUAUUACAUUGUUUAUUAUUAAAAAAAAAAAAUAUAUAACAAAUAACCUAAGCAGUGCGUAUAUUAAAACCAAUGCCUAUUUUCAUAUUUCUAUGUAAAAAAAAAAAGUUAUUUGUACAUAUAUGCCGAAGACAGACUAGGCGACGGUAAAAUUGAUACGAAUUUCGAAAAUCACUGACACUUUUUUAAAUAAGUACUUAUAUAAAAAAUAUGUGAUGUCAUCUAAACCUAUAGACUUUAUCCUGUUCCACUUCUUGCUGAUAAAGUAACUGAAAACCUUUAAAUAUCGAAGAGCCUUAAAAUUUGCGCUUAAAAUUGUUGAAUAGUGGAAGGCCAACUGGCAAAUAUCUUCAGAUAUACUGAUCUAGCAGUUAAUUUAUUUUUCAGAUUACAAUAUGAUGUUUUAUCAGAAAGUGGUGAAACAUGUCUUGAAAAUGAAAAAAAUCAUGCAAGCAUAACAAAAAAAGAACUGUAAUUUAAAAUAUUGCUCAAUUUUUAUUCUUUCACACCAAAAUUAUAUUAUAAGAUGAUAACUAUUAUUAUUUUUAUCGGAACUUUUGUUUAUGGUUGGUUUGUGCUAUAGUUUUUCUUGUAUCCUUUGAUUUUCACUAAAAUUUCUUUCCGGAUAUAUCAUUUUACGAAAAACUAUAGUUCAUCCCUUAUUCAAGAUUGUACCAAAAUGUUAAAGGCAGGCGCAGACCUAAUGCAUAUGUACAAGAUUAUUAUAAAGUCUAUGCAUGCGUUAACAUUUCCAUUCAAUAAACGUGCACGCAUACCUACGCAUUAGGUUUGCACCGACCUUAAAUGUCGGUAAUAGUAACAGUAUAUAAUGUAUUAUUGUAUAAAUAUUAUAAAUAAACGAACAUUUAUUUUAAAUA